Fusarium subglutinans is the source of this 1515-nucleotide messenger RNA. RefSeq lists its product as uncharacterized. NCBI's taxonomy places the organism in Eukaryota, Fungi, Ascomycota, Sordariomycetes, Hypocreales, Nectriaceae. The transcript has 2 exons. The record is from RefSeq and is a predicted model, not a curated record. Gene Ontology annotation, biological process: regulation of DNA-templated transcription. Bases 1 to 1515 code for a protein of 504 amino acids. Gene Ontology annotation, molecular function: DNA-binding transcription factor activity, RNA polymerase II-specific; zinc ion binding.
AUGACAGCCAAUCAGAUCGUAGCCAUGAGAGGCAAAUUCAAGCGAGCCUCGACUCCCAAAGUCAGAACAGGAUGUAUCACCUGGCACUUGAAAUGUGACGAAGCAAAACCUUUUUGUCGACGCUGUCAUAACGACAAGAUGAAGUGUGAUGGAUAUGCGCCACCCAAGCCAAAGGCCCCAAAGCGUUCCAAGCGUCGAGACCCCUCCUUGAAGCCUGGGGUCUCUGUUUCCCUCCCACUGCUAUCUAUGCAGACCGUUGACCAACUCUCUCUGUUAUCAGACUCAGAAAAAGGCUACCUCCAACAUUUCCUUCAUUUGACAGUAAAGCAGCUUUCACCUUCUUCUGCUGCCAUGAACUUCUGGCUCAAAUACGCUCUCCCGAUGUCAUAUCACUACGAUGCCAUCCGGUACAGCAUGAUUGCAGUUGGGGCAUCUCAUCGAGCCUACAUGGCCCAAAGUCUACCGUACUCCCGUCCUGAUCAUUUGCAACGUCCUGUCAUACAACACUAUAAUAGAGCCAUAUCCUCGAUACUCCCUAUAAUGUCUGCUCCUUCGAAUGAGAACAUUCAUUGCAUAUUGAUCUGCUGUCUGCUCUUCAUGACUUGUGAGGGGCUGACUGGUCGCUACGAUGAACUCCUGCAACAUCUCGCUGCUGGCGAUACGGUAUUUCAGUCACUGGGUUAUCAAAGCUCCUCUGAUACUUCGGAUAUGCUAGAGGGACUUGUCGACAUGUUUAGCGAGAUGGGCCUUGCAUCGUCUGGCUAUAUGGCGGACCAUCCUCUCUCGGGUAUCAAGAAAUGGUGUCGUAGUGACACUAGGACUGAAGCGAGUGAUGACUCGCCGUUUGCAACACUCAGCGACGCCUCAUAUGCUUUACAUGAGCUAAGACUCCAUCAUGACUUCCAGCCAUGGAAUUUGGAUAGGGAAGACGGGCUGGCCAACGACAGCGUAUUUGAGGAUAUGCUCCGUCGCUGGAAUUCCCGUUUCGAAGCCUUGACCCAGCGAUUGAUGCCAAACGUGUCAGGUGAUGAGAUGGCACAUAUCCAGACUCUGGAACUUCACUAUCAAUCCCUGCAGAUGUACAUUAACGUGUACGAUAACAAAGGACGACAGCCUCCAGAUCCAUACAAAGGCUUCAUAGAGGCCGCAGAGAAAGUGUCCGCACCUCUAAUAGCGCUAGAUCAACCUACGUUCUCACUAGACGGAUGUCUGGUCUCCGGUCUCUCAUUUGUUGCCAUCUCUAAUGAAGGCGGGGAUGAGAGGCUCCAAGCACUUGACCUCCUUCGCCAGUUGAACCACCGCGAAGGCAUUUUCGACAGCAACGAUAUCGUCGAGAUGCAUGAAAUGGUAGCCAUGGAUAUGGAUUGGGGGUCGGGCUCUGACUCUGAUUCUGACGCGGAUAUAGAGGAACCUGAUCCGCCAUUAAGAGCGCCGAAAGGAAUACCGCAGAUGCUUGAAGUGCUUGCUCGCAAGACUGGGACGACCAGCAAACGGCUAGAAGGCUUGUACCCAUGA